AUGCUCGAGCUCCUGGAAAUCAAGCCGCCUGCCAAUAUCGCAUGGAAAGACGCCAAUAGUCAGCCUCAGUUUGGGAACUCGUCCGGACGUUAUCGACGUCCGGAUUCGAAAACCAGCUGAACCCACAGGAUCCAAGCAACGACGUGACACUCAAACACCGGCAGCAGCAAACUGUAGAUGCCUCUGCAGGUGAUGAGGAUGAAUCAGAUUUCCCAGAUGGCGGAUUGCAGGCGUACUUAGCGCUUCUGGGCUCAUUCAUGGGUUUCGUGCCUGCCUGGGGGAUGAUGAACUCUCUGGGAGCGUUGGAAGGCUAUAUUUCGAAGCAUCAGCUGGCCUCCAGCAGUUCAUUGGCAGUAUCCUGGAUUUUCUCAAUUUACUUUACACUGUUUAGCGGCAGUUGUGUAUUAACCGGGGCGUAUUUCGAUCGCAACGGUGGUUUUAUUCCUCUCUGUGUUGGCUCGGUGUUAUUUGUGAGCGGACUGCUUGCCACUGCCAACUGUCAAACAAUCUGGCAAUUUGUUUUAGCAUUUUCGGUUGUUACAGGAGUAGCCACCGGUAUCUUGACAACUCCUCUUAUGGGAUGCACUGCUACCUGGUUUUCGCGCAAACGGGCCAUGGCCACGAGUGUUGCAACAAUUGGAGGAUCACUUGGUGGAGUAAUCUUUCCGUUGAUACUCAAGAGCUUAUACCAAAAGGUGGACUUUCCCUGGGCCAUGCGAAUCCUGGCAUUCAUCUGUCUUGCAUGCUUGAGUUUUGCAUGUAAGUUUGCCCGCGAAAAGAAAAAGCCCGCGGCGCGCAAGUUUCGCUCUCGAAAGGAGAUGCUUCGCUUUUACAUCUUGGGAUCCUUUAAUGGUAGAUAUUUCCUGGAACGCAAAUACUUGCUCACCACCUUGGCAUUUCAUUAGCUGAAAACUCGAUAUUUGCUUCUAACACUUACAUUGCCUCAUAUGCAAUGGCAAGAGGGAACUCCGAAAAUGUGGCGUUCAAUCUAGUCACUACAGGGAACGCAAUGCAGAUUCUAGGGCGCUACAUCCCAGGCUACAUUUCUGAUAGGUAUGUGGGGAGAUUCAAUGUGGUUGUCGUAGUUUCGUUUGUGUCCGUGAUUUUGAAUCUGGGACUACUGUUACCAUUUGGUGGAAACCCUCGUGCGUUAUGGGCAUAUGUCUUGUUAUAUGGGUUUUUCUCGGGAUCUGUUUUAUCAUUGACAGCGGUAUGCAUAGCACAAAUCUCCAGAACUAGCGAUUUCGGGAAGCGGUACACAACCGCUUACUUACUGGGUUCCUUUAUGACUCUGCCAAUUAUCCCUAUAUGCGGUACAGUGAUUGGUAAGGGUUCCAUUGCAGAAUACAAUAAGUUUAUCUGGUUUGCGACGUCGCUCCUGUUUUGUUGGAGGUUCCUGCUACUUGGGAGCGCGGAUAUUAUCCGUUGGAGUUAA
Molecule: messenger RNA, 1435 nt
Organism: Lachancea nothofagi CBS 11611
Lineage: Eukaryota; Fungi; Ascomycota; Saccharomycetes; Saccharomycetales; Saccharomycetaceae
Source: the annotation of a GenBank genome assembly